ACUAUACCAUACUGGAUUUACGAGUAUAGAGGGUCCUCCUCUGGACACCCAUUAAACGAAUUCUACGAUUCUAAGAAGAGAAAAUUGACUGACGAGAUGAAGUAGUAGACAAUGCAUGUGAGGCCAAGGACAGGGUGGGGAGCCUUAGAAAUGCGAUUGCAGUCUAAUUUUGUGUGUUGCGGUAGGAGUUAACAAGUGCAGUCAUGGUUGCAGGCACGUUGACAGCAGUUUUGAAGAGAAUGCUACUGUAGUGGUAGACUCUCAGCGGGGUUAAUGAACCAGGCAACGCUUGUUAAGAAUUUGGUGGACGCAAGGGAAACAUUGUGCAAGAUUGAUAGAGUGCGACAUGGGGGCUUUGACCUGAGCGCCAUGGAUCUAAAGAAAGUGUUGGACCAAACGGUCCGAGAAUUUAAGAGGGAAGUGAACAAGAAAGUCCUCAAGGUGCCUGAAAUUGAGCUCAAAGUUUGCGAGGCCACGAGCAAUGAGCCCUGGGGACCGCAUGGAGCAAUCAUGGGUGAUAUCGCACAAGCGACUCGGAACUUCCAAGACUAUCACAUGAUUAUGGGGGUUUUGUGGAAGCGCUUGCACGACUCUGGGAAGAAUUGGCGACACGUCUAUAAGUCACUAGCAGUGAUGGAGUACCUCAUUGCCAAUGGAGCUGAGCGAGUAAUUGAUGAACUGCGGGAGCAGGCUUACCAAAUCCAGGUUUUACUGGAUUUCCAACACAUUGAGCCCAACGGCAAAGAUCAGGGUAUCAAUGUGAGGAAAAAGGCAGAGAGCCUGUUGGCGCUGAUCAAUGACCCUGGCAAGAUUCGUGAACUACAGCAAAAGGCUGCUGCUAACAGAGAUAAGUAUCGAGGCCUCUCUAAUACGGGGAUGAGCUUCAAGCCAAGUUCGUAUUUAAGCACAAGCGGUAGCUACAGCGACAAAGAAAACGAGCGGUAUGGGGGAGGCUCGAGCGUGAAUGCACAAAAGGAUGAUGAAGUCCACAAGGAAGAUCAGCGAGAAUCCAACAGAGACGAGAUGAAUGAUGGACGAGAGCACCACGAAGGUUAUGUUUCAUCGAAAGUGGGUGAUCGCAAGAGUGAUAAGUCUUCAGCGGAGGGAGACAUGAAUCUUGAUCUCGACGACUGUCGCUCAUAUUCUAGAUGUUCUGCAAGCAAAGGAGUAGUGUCAGCUGUGAUGCGUGCCCACACCAAUCUUCUUCAGGCAAGUACAGGACCCACACCAGAGGUUCCGCCUAGCACGUCAAGCAGAGGUCUCUUCUUUACAAUCAAGUCCACUGUCGAUGACUCGAACGAUUUCGAUCCACGUGGAACUUCAAGGCCUUCAGUUCCUGUUGCCAAGCAUGAGAUGUUUACCCAGCACAGCCGAAAUGCAGCCUUGGAAGACCUGUUCACAGAUGUCGAGUUUCAAGCGUCUUUUCCACCUAUUGCGGCACCACUUAGUGAGAAUGGAUCCGAGCAUGGUUAUCCUUCGCGCCCUCAUGCGCAUUGCCAGGCUUCCACGCCCAGUCCUCUUCAACCUCCGCCAUCAGAAAAAAUUAUCACAAACAACGAGUUUCAACCAUUCGCCCCAGUCUUUCCUGAGAGCAGUGCUGACAGCAUCAUUGGCGGGAAAUCAUUUGAACACUUCAACCCUCCGUUUGCAUCCCUUGAAUCGCAAAAACCACACACUCGGGAAUCUGUCAAUGAAGGUUUUUAUCCCUUAAGCGACCAUCCUAACAAAUUCAAUUCAAGGUUAGCAUGUCAAUUGGAACAGACUGCUUCAGGAAGCUCCACUAAAACUAUGACGGAUGAUAUGGAUCUGUUUGGCUCCUUCAAUCCAUUCUGCACUAAGCCUCAUGUCUUGGCUGGGAAUGAAGAGGCCCUGCAGUUGCAACCACAAACGAACCCAUUCUUGUCCACUACUUCUUCAUCAGCUUUCUGGAACGAUCCUCUCAUCACAAGUCUGGUAGACUUUUCCAUUGCACCAGGUCAGAAGAAAGACCAAAACCCUCCACUCAGCAUGAACGAGAUAGGAUUUAACAUGGCCGCGUCCGGAUCAUCUGCCCCUAGACCCAGCAGUUUGCUGCUCAGUGCGACUACUUUGACGCAGGGAAGAGCCCAUGUGAGCAACAUUAUGGGACCAGGUCCCCUGCACCUGCAUGAUUAUCUCACAGUUGUCAAUUCCAAUGGGUGCAAUACUCAGCAGAAUUGUUGUAUCCUUCUUAUAAAUUCCAGGGAAAAUGAGAUGAUCCAUGAAUUGCCGUGCAUCUCGACGAUGUGACCGCGUGAUUCCACACUCGAGAUCAGGCUUCAACACUCAUGUAGGCAUAAGCGGUACAGUCGUCCUGGUCACGAUGCAGCCGCAACUCGUCCUUAAUUUUAAUUGCGUCCAAAAUGAUCAACACUUUCAUGGACAGACAAAAGAUACAUAUAUGUAUAUAUACAUUUAUAUAUUCACAAACAACACUCGCGAAUGCCGGUUGAGUUGAAAGGCUCUCUUGCCAUCAGCAGAUGAUCUUUUAUAUAUUCUUCCUUGGCUGAUCAUCAGCAUGUGACCUCUUUUCUCCUU
This is a messenger RNA of Physcomitrium patens, 2556 nucleotides long. NCBI's taxonomy places the organism in Eukaryota, Viridiplantae, Streptophyta, Bryopsida, Funariales, Funariaceae. The record is from RefSeq and is a predicted model, not a curated record.